Colletotrichum lupini is the source of this 645-nucleotide messenger RNA. RefSeq lists its product as uncharacterized. NCBI's taxonomy places the organism in Eukaryota, Fungi, Ascomycota, Sordariomycetes, Glomerellales, Glomerellaceae. The coding region runs from base 1 to 645 and encodes 214 amino acids. The transcript is spliced from 5 exons. The record is from RefSeq and is a predicted model, not a curated record.
AUGGAGGUGAGUCUACCGAAUGCCGUCUACCUUAUCAUGGUCUUACCGCGGGGCAAUGAGGCAGCAGUGGUGGAUAGAGGGGGGUGGGUGCGGCGGUGGAGGGCAUGGCGCCCGGUCGCAGACGUCCAAGAAAUUCAUUUCGUCGGAGCUAAGGGACUGCGCUGCAUCGGCGCUUACGGAACUGGUCAGAGUGGAGACAAAAUCGCCAAAGACGUGAAUGACAUUGGGUGGAUUACUCAGAGGACUGUGAUUGGAGGGAAUGAUCUCAAGUGGUCAGGGGGUCCCGAUGGGCCGAAGAGGGCAUUUGACAGUAAAGGCACCUUGUUCCCCUGUUGUCUUUGUCAGCCACUCAGGCCACCCAAGAGGCAGCCGUUGGCAGUCACCACCUCAUUGCGGCAGCGGACUCGGAGCAACACAGAAUUGACCCCCCGUGCCCCCCUCAGUCUCAAUUUGUUCCAGCACAUUCCCGCGGAACCGUCUCCACCUCCACUCGAGACGAGGCGAAGCGAAGCGAACCAGCGACAGACAGCGCCCGGGUCGUGCGACAAUCCCGACACUCCUGACCUCCUGUAUUCGUACUUCGUUCACUACCUAGGUACCUACACUAUCUUACAGCGUACUCCUCCCAAGUUACGCCUGGACUGA